AUGUCUCUCUCUCCAUGCCGGGCCCAGAGGGGCUUCAGCGCUCGCUCAGCCUGCUCUGAUUUUUCGGGGGCUCGAGGCAGGACCAGCUUCAGUAGCAGGAGCCUUAGCUCCUCCAGGAGAUGCAGAGGAAGCUCUUGUGGGAGGGCCUGGGGGGCAGAGACCAGGCAAGGAAUACGGUUUGGGCAGGGUAAGGGAGGGCCUGGGCUUUCUCAGUGCCCUCCAGGGGGCAUCCAAGCAGUGACCGUCGACCAGAGUCUGCUGACCCCACUGAGGAUCGAGGUUGACCCCCAGUUCCAGGUGGUGAAGACGCAGGAGACUCAAGAGAUCAGAACCCUCAACAACCAGUUCGCCUCCUUCAUUGACAAGGUACGCUUCCUGGAGCAGCAGAACAAGGUUCUGGAGACCAAGUGGGAGCUGCUGCAGCAGCUGCAGGGGAAUCGUAGCCCUCAGGGCCUGGAAUGUGUCUUUGAAGCCUGCCUGGCCCGGCUCAGGCAGCAGCUGGAAGAGCUGCAGAGAGAGCGGAGGGCUCUUGACUCUGAGCUGAAGACCUAUCAGGACCAGGAGGAUGAAUACAAGACCAAGUAUGACCAGGAAGCGUACAAGCACGCCUCGGUGCAGAAUGACUUUGUGGUCCUUAAGAAGGACGUGGAUGAGGUUUUCCAGAGCAAGAUGGAUUUGGAAGGCAACCUGGAGUCUCUGAGAGAGCACGUCUGUUUCUUGACACGUCUGUAUGAAGAAGAACUGGGACAGCUGCAGACCCAGGCAAACGACAUGUCCGUGGUGCUGUCCAUGGAUAACAGCCGUUGCUUGGACUUCAGUGACAUCAUCGCUGAGGUCCGCGCCCGUUAUGAGGAGAUCACUCGGACUAGCAAGGCCGAGGCUGAGGCUGUGUUCCAGACCAAGUACCAGGAACUCCAGGAAUCAGCCCAGCUUCAAGGGAACAGCAUGAAGGAAGUGCAAGUGCAGAUCUCCCAGCUUCGGCAGGUCAUACAGAAGCUGCAGAGUCAGAUUGGGAGCCUCAGGAAGCAGAAUGACAGUCUGCAAUCAGCCAUUGCUGAUGCCGAGCAGCAGGGGGAGAUGGCUCUGAGGGAUGCUCAGGCCAAGCUGGAUGAGCUGGAGGGUGCUCUGAGAGCAGCCAAGCAGGACAUGGCACAGAUGCUCCGUGACUACCAGGAACUGAUGGGCACAAAGUUGUCCCUGGAUGUGGAGAUUGCCACGUACCGGAGACUGCUGGAGAGCGAGGAGUGCAGGAUAUCCAAGGAGCACACCAGCCAGGUCACUGUCUCCAUAGAAGAAGGCAGCAUUGUACCUGGAAGAAGUUGUGGAGGCCAAGUGGUCAUCCCUGGAAGAACUUGUGGAGGCCAAUUGGUCAUCCCUGGAGGAGUUUGUAGUGGCCAAGUAGUCAUACCUGGAAGAAAUUGUGGUGGCCAAGUGGUUAUCCCUGGAAGAACUUGUGGUGGCCAAGUGGUUAUCCCUGGAAGAACUUGUGGAGGCCAAGUGGUCAUCCCUGGAAGAACUUGUGGAGGCCAAGUGACCGUGCCUGGAAGAGAAUGUGGGGGCCAAGUGAUCGUGCCUGGAAGAGAACAUGGUGGUCAAGUGACAGUGCCUGGAAGAGAACAUGGCGGUCAAGUGACAGUGCCUGGAAGAGAACAUGGAGGCCAAGUGACAGUGCCUGGAAGAGAACAUGGCGGUCAAGUGACAGUGCCUGGAAGAGAACAUGGCGGUCAAGUGACAGUGCCUGGAAGAGAACAUGGAGGUCAAGUGACCGUGCCUGGAAGAGAACAUGGGGGUCAAGUGACCGUGCCUGGAAGAGAAUAUGGGGGUCAAGUGACCAUGCCUGGAAGAGAAUGUGGGGGUCAAGUGACCGUACCUGGAAGAGAAUAUGGGGGUCAAGUGACAGUGCCUGGAAGAGAAUGUGGAGGUCAAGUGACCGUGCCUGGAAGAGAACAUGGGGGCCAAGUGACCGUGCCUGGAAGAGAGUGUGGGGGCCAAGUGACCGUGCCUGGAAGAGAGUGUGGGGGCCAAGUGACCAUGCCUGGAAGAGAACAUGGAGGCCAAGUGACCAUGCCUGGAAGAGAGUGUGGGGGCCAAGUGACCAUUCCUGGAAGAGAAUAUGGGGGCCAAGUGACCAUGCCUGGAAGAGAGUGUGGGGGCCAAGUGACCAUGCCUGGAAGAGAAAAAGGGGGCCAAGUGACCAUGCCUGGAAGAGAAUAUGGGGGCCAAGUGACCAUGCCUGGAAGAGAAUAUGGGGGCCAAGUGACCAUUCCUGGAAGAGAGUGUGGGGGCCAAGUGACCAUGCCUGGAAGAGAAUAUGGGGGCCAAGUGACCAUGCCUGGAAGAGAACAUGGGGGCCAAGUGACCAUGCCUGGAAGAGAAUAUGGGGGCCAAGUGACCAUUCCUGGAAGAGAGUGUGGGGGCCAAGUGACCAUGCCUGGAAGAGAGUGUGGGGGCCAAGUGACCAUUCCUGGAAGAGAGUGUGGGGGCCAAGUGACCAUGCCUGGAAGAGAACAUGGGGGCCAAGUGACCAUGCCUGGAAGAGAGUGUGGGGGCCAAGUGACCAUGCCUGGAAGAGAACAUGGGGGCCAAGUGACCAUGCCUGGAAGAGAGUGUGGGGGCCAAGUGACCAUGCCUGGAAGAGAAUAUGGGGGUCAAGUGACCAUGCCUGGAAGAGAAUAUGGGGGUCAAGUGACCAUGCCUGGAAGAGAACAUGGAGGCCAAGUGACCAUUCCUGGAAGAGAACAUGGAGGCCAAGUGACCAUGCCUGGAAGAGAGUGUGGGGGCCAAGUGACUAUGCCUGGAAGAGAGUGUGGGGGCCAAGUGACCAUGCCUGGAAGAGAAUGUGGGGGCCAAGUGGGCACUUGUGACCACAGAGGCUGGAAAGGUAGCUUUGGGUCUGGAGGCUGCUCUAGCAUUGUAACCGGUGGCUUUGAUAUCCCCCAGGCGUCUGGGUACAGCCCCAUCACGGGUUCCUGUUCUGUAUCUGGCUCAGGCUUCAGCUCUGGCUCUGGCUCCAGCUGCCGCACCAUCCUGAAGAAGACAAUGGAAUCAAGCCGGAAGACGUCUGUCAUUUAUUGAGUGAC
Rattus rattus (black rat) is the source of this 3080-nucleotide messenger RNA. RefSeq names its product keratin, type II cytoskeletal 78-like. Gene Ontology annotation, cellular component: keratin filament. Gene Ontology annotation, molecular function: structural constituent of skin epidermis. NCBI's taxonomy places the organism in Eukaryota, Metazoa, Chordata, Mammalia, Rodentia, Muridae. The record is from RefSeq and is a predicted model, not a curated record. Gene Ontology annotation, biological process: intermediate filament organization; keratinization.